Sorghum bicolor (sorghum) is the source of this 1680-nucleotide messenger RNA. Its product is annotated as phosphoglucan phosphatase LSF2, chloroplastic. The coding region runs from base 354 to 1196 and encodes 280 amino acids. NCBI's taxonomy places the organism in Eukaryota, Viridiplantae, Streptophyta, Magnoliopsida, Poales, Poaceae. Gene Ontology annotation, cellular component: chloroplast. Gene Ontology annotation, molecular function: starch binding; carbohydrate phosphatase activity; protein tyrosine/serine/threonine phosphatase activity. The record is from RefSeq and is a predicted model, not a curated record. The transcript is spliced from 5 exons. Gene Ontology annotation, biological process: starch catabolic process; protein dephosphorylation.
CUAAGCGGGUUUUAAACAACCCUGAUUGUGAUUUGUGAACCUAUAGAGUAUUGGCGAUUACUGUUUCCAUUAUUUGCCAGUGAAUUUCUCAUCUAAAUCAACAUAACUUUGCAUUUCACACUUUUUUUCCUCACAAAUUCACUUUGGAAGCAAAGGAAUGAAAGUUCUAUAUAAAACAUGAAACAUUUUUUGACAGGAUAAAUUUUCAGAACGUCUGUGUGCCGUUGGUUCUGGGCUUCUAUUCAGUCCAUUCACGGGAAAGCGAUGAGGCCCAAGCUCCUUCCUCUCUUCUCGACUCUUCCCCGUUUCCUCACUCCACGCGGACCAGACAUUGAGAUCCUGCAACAGCAACAAUGGCGGCCAUGGCGAACACCUCUCGUCUCCCCACCCCCUACAGCCUCCCAACCGUCAACAUCGGCGGUAAGUGCAGGAGGCUAGCUAUGGCCGCCGUCAGAUGCGGCCCCGGCGGCAGCAGGAGCCACCGGAGGAGCCUUGGGGUCUUCCUGUGUCGAUCCUCGUCCACGGCCGGAGCCCAAGGGAGCACGAGGAUGGAGGACUAUAACACCGCCAUGAAGCGGAUGAUGCGUAACCCCUACGAAUACCACCACGAUCUCGGUAUGAACUAUGCUGUCAUAAGUGAGAGCUUGAUUGUUGGCUCACAGCCUCAGAAGCCUGAAGAUAUCGAUCACUUGAAAGAUGAAGAGCGAGUAGCCUAUAUUCUUUGUUUACAGCAGGACAAGGACAUCGAAUAUUGGGGCAUUGAUUUCCAGUCCAUUCUCAAUAGGUGCAAAGAACUUGGCAUUCAGCACAUCAGAAAACCGGCAGUGGAUUUUGAUCCAGAUUCAUUGAGGUCACAAUUGCCAAAAGCAGUUUCGGCUCUAGAAUGGGCUAUAUCGCAGCGCAAAGGGCGAGUUUACAUCCACUGCACUGCUGGACUUGGGAGAGCACCUGCAGUUGCAAUUGCUUACAUGUUUUGGUUUGAGAAUAUGGAUCUUAACACAGCUUAUAAGAAGCUAACCACCAUAAGACCCUGCGGACCCAGUAAGAGAGCUAUCCGUGCUGCAACUUAUGAUCUAGCUAAGAAUGAUCCAUCGAAAGAGCCUUUUGAGAAUCUUCCAGAACAUGCUUUCGAGGGCAUCGCGGACUGGGAGAGGAAGUUAAUUCAGGACCGGGUGCGUGCUCUUCGCGAAGCAUGAGCAGAAGAAAAAUAUUAAUAAUAACCACUUUAAGAACAGGAGCAGAGUGAACUCACGGUAGAUCCAAUUAUCCUUAGCAGCAUAACUUUGCAAGUGCAACUCCUUUCACACAUCAAGAAGGGAAACUUAGCUUUCCAAGGACUGCGCUUCAUCACCUGAUUAUUAGAUGUUGAAAUGAAGAGAUUUGAUCAAAAUGCUCUCUAUAAAGCUUAUACAAGGUCGUAUUUGUUGAUGGGUAGUUUGUAAUAGCUAAUAAGAAGGGAAUAAAGAGGGCCUUACAUGAGCUUCUGAGUUGCACCUUUGUGGUGAUUGCGAAUGGAUGCCCAUCCGUUAAUAGCGAAUUGUAAGUUUAUUGUGUAAAUAAACCUGUGGAUGUAUGCCACGGUAUAAUAUUCAUUUUAGGAACAUCACUUGAUUCAUUUCUGUAAAAAAAUAUUUGAAGAUUUGGCCAAAUUACAAAUCUACCAUAUCUUUGGCAAGUCCA